This is a messenger RNA of Trichogramma pretiosum, 1737 nucleotides long. Its product is annotated as nurim homolog. Lineage: Eukaryota; Metazoa; Arthropoda; Insecta; Hymenoptera; Trichogrammatidae. The record is from RefSeq and is a predicted model, not a curated record. The coding region runs from base 300 to 1037 and encodes 245 amino acids. Gene Ontology annotation, cellular component: nuclear membrane. The transcript has 3 exons.
GCGCACAAACAAUCGCUCGUAAUGUAGGCACAGUGCGAAUUCAAGGCUGUAUACUACUCGCAACUCGGUGCGCGAAUAUACGAAAAAUGUACACACCUGCGUUCUGGUACAUAACCUUAUAAUUGCGAAUUUUCGUUGUGUAUAUUGACAUUUGCGCGCGCGGGUUGUACGCUUAUUAGUUGCUGACGAUUUUUAGACGAAAACAGUGGCUUUUUACGCGAUAAAAUUGAUAGCGAAUUUGCGAACGUAUUAACUUAUUACCGAAAGGAGAGAGAGAGACUGCAUCGAGGGAUUCGAAGAUGAUUGCAAAGAUUUUAAAGCUCUCCAUGGGCUUGGGCAGCUUCUUUUACACAUUUACUGUGCUAUGUCGUUUGAUGAAAUUUUUAUCGAGUCCGCAAGAGAGUAAAGAGAGCGACGAGUUCAAUGCAGGUUUGAUCAGCAAAACAUUAUGGACCCUGUUUAUGAAUACAGCUUUACUCAGCGUAUUCAUCUUACAACAUUCUCUCAUGGCUGCUAAAUCUGUAAAAGAUUUGUAUCAUAGAUUAAACUUGGACGACCUCGAGCGUAGUAUUUACAAUGCCUGUAGUGCCGGGGCAUUACACUUUGUAAUAUCUCAUUGGCAAACCAUAACUUGGGCAUACAUUUGGGAUUUCAAAGCUCUUCAAAAUGACAAGAUAUGGUACACUACUAUGGCCUUUCAAUCAUUCGGUUGGUUGAUCAUUUACGUUGGUUGCGUUACCAUGGAUAUAUUAGAUCUAGCUGGUUUGAAGCAGAUUUUCUAUAAAAUAUCUGGACGACCACGCCCAAUGUCCUUAAAAUCCUUGGGCUUCCAAAGAUAUAUCAGUCAUAUGAGGCAUCCUAGCUUCAUUGGAUUUAUUUCAAUCUUGUGGUUCUUCCCACUGAUGAGUAUUGAUAGACUGCUCAUGGCUUCUUUAUUGACAAUAUACAUGGCUUUGAUGUGGUCAAUCGAUGAAGAUGAUUAUAAUUACCAUUCCAUGACUAUUUGGAAAAAACAAAGGGGAUAUAAAUAUUACUGAAUAAGUGAUUUCCAGUAUUUUGCUUAAUAUUAUUUUGCAGCUAUAAAAUUAACUCAUAAUUGAGUUAGUUGAGGUCUUAAUGCUUUAAUAUUUAUGGGUGAUAUUAACUUAAGCUUAUCCACUAACUUUGAAACUGCUAAAUUCCUGAUUCAUUUCCAUUCAAUUAGAAUAAUUGAUCAAGUAAUCUCAAAUUUUAACAAUAUAUACUACCUAUGGUAUAUAAAAAUGUAUUAGAGUAAUGAUUCAAGAUGUAUUGGUUUACCCUUAUGGCAGCUAUGAGAGUAAUCAUCAUAAAUUACGUCACUAUAUUCCUUAAAAAAAUCUCUAAUGAGAUACAAAAGAGAAUUUAAGUGCCUAAUUUUAGUAAUAAGUAAAUAUUUUAUAAUUGUAAAGAAAUGAACAUUUUAUGAAGUAUAAGUUUCAGAAAUAUUUAUCGCAAAGUUGAAAAUGCUUCAGUAGUGUAUGAAUUAUAAAUAAUAAGAGAGAAUGGAGUAUGCAUAUAAUACUUGUAAAAGAAUGACUGAUAUGUGUAAUGCAAACUCACUAUAGCAGCCGAACAUGCAAGGUAUUUUUUAUCAAUGCAAAGGUUUAUAAUUGAACAAAAUGUUUAUAAUCUGAUAAAAUGAAACUUCUAUAUUUUUAUAGAACAAAUGUAUCUAUUGUAAUUUGAAAGUCAUAAAUAUAAGAUAUCAAUAAUUAA